GACCGUGCCGGGCGGACUGGGUGAGCCAGGUGCGCGGGGCAGAGGUGACACCACAGUCCGUUAUUCCCCACGACUUUCCCGAUGCCCUAGAGCCGCGCAACCCUGCGACGCGUAGACGCAAGAGGAACGCUAGGCCCAGAGUACUGGUGAGAGGGGCGCGGUGCCCCCGUCCGCUUAGUCGGCCGACCAUAGAGCUUUCAGACCUCCAGGAUUCCUAGAGAGCUCCCGGAAGUGGCUUGGGGCAAGAUGCUUGCUGGCCGGUGCUGUGCCUCCGCACGUUUGGAAGUUAGGGGCCGGAGGGGCCUGGUCCGGUUACAGCUUUCGCCCCUUUUUCUACCAGCCCUCCCUCCAGGUCUGUCCACAGUUUGCAGCCUCACUUCCCCACCCGGGCCGCCGCUGGAACUCACGAAGUAGCCUUAAAGAAGAGGCCCUCAGAAGGUUCUCUUAAGAAGAUAAAGUAGUGGAAACGAGUCUCCUGAGCUUUUCUGGCCCUAAAUGGCUGCAGAAUCAAGGAAGUCUUCAGCCCCAUCCCCACCAGACCAGGCUCCUGAAGAGGACCUUGUAAUCAUCAAGGUAGAGGAAGAUCAUGGUUGGGACCAGGAGUCAAGUCUACAUGAAAAUAACCCUCCUGGCCAAGAGCUGUUCCGCCUGCGCUUCAGGAAGUUAUGCUACCAAGAGACACUAGGACCCCGAGAAGCUCUGAUCCAACUCCGAGCACUUUGCCACCAGUGGCUGAGGCCAGAUUUGAACACCAAGGAGCAGAUCCUGGAGCUGCUGGUGCUGGAGCAGUUCUUGACCAUCCUGCCUGAGGAGCUCCAGACUCUGGUUAAGGAACAUCAUCUAGAGAAUGGAGAGGAGGUGGUGACUCUAUUGGAGGAUUUGGAAAGGCAAAUUGAUAUACUGGGACGGCCAGUCCCUGCUCGUGCACAUGGACAUAGGGUACUCUGGGAGGAGGUCGUGCAUUCCAAAUCUGCACCAGAGCCUCCGGAUACUCAGCUCCAACCUGUGGCAACCCAGCACGAAUCUCCAGUGCUCCAAGGGCCACAAGACAGAGCCAUAUCUGCUUCACAGAGUCCUACUCCUUCCCAGAAAGGAAGUCCUCGAGACCAGGAGAUGAGAGCUACACUUCUUACAGCAGGGUUCCAGACUUUGGAGAAGAUUGAAGACAUGGCUGUGUCCCUAAUUCGAGAGGAAUGGCUUCUUGAUUCAUCACAGAAGGAUCUGAGUAGAGAUAACAGGCCAGAGAAUUACAGAAACAUGUUCUCCCUGGGUGGUGAGACCAGGAAUGAGAACAGGGAAUUAGCUUCAAAACAGGUAAUAUCUACUGGAAUCCAACCACAUGGAGAGACAGCUGCCAAAUGCAACGGGGAUGUUAUCGGGGGUCUUGAGCAUGGAGAAGCCCGAGACCUUCUGGGCACAUUAGAGAGGCAGCGGGGAAAUCCCACCCAAGAGAGACGACAUAAAUGUGAUGAAUGUGGGAAGAGCUUUGCUCAGAGUUCAGGUCUUGUUCGCCACUGGAGAAUCCACACUGGGGAGAAACCCUAUCAGUGUAAUGUGUGUGGUAAAGCCUUCAGUUACAGGUCAGCCCUUCUUUCCCAUCAGGAUAUCCACAACAAAGUAAAACGCUACCACUGUAAGGAGUGUGGUAAAGCCUUCAGUCAAAACACAGGCCUGAUCCUGCACCAGAGAAUCCAUACUGGGGAGAAGCCGUAUCAGUGCAAUCAGUGUGGGAAGGCUUUCAGUCAGAGUGCGGGCCUUAUUCUGCACCAGAGAAUCCACAGUGGGGAGAGACCCUAUGAAUGUAAUGAGUGUGGGAAAGCUUUCAGUCAUAGCUCACACCUCAUCGGACAUCAGAGAAUCCACACUGGGGAGAAGCCCUAUGAGUGUGAUGAGUGUGGGAAAACCUUCAGGCGGAGCUCACAUCUUAUUGGCCAUCAGAGAAGCCACACUGGGGAGAAACCCUACAAAUGCAAUGAGUGUGGGAGGGCCUUCAGUCAAAAGUCAGGCCUUAUUGAACAUCAGAGAAUCCACACUGGAGAAAGACCCUAUAAAUGUAAAGAAUGUGGGAAAGCUUUCAAUGGGAACACUGGCCUCAUUCAGCAUCUGAGAAUUCACACAGGGGAGAAGCCCUAUCAAUGUAAUGAGUGUGGGAAAGCCUUUAUUCAGAGGUCAAGUCUCAUUCGACAUCAGAGAAUCCACAGUGGAGAAAAAUGGUAUAAAUGCAGUGAGUGUGGAAAGAAGUUUGCCCAGAGCUCAAGCCUUGUUCGACAUCGGAGAAUCCACACCGGAGAGAAACCCUAUGAGUGUGAUCACUGUGGAAAAGCCUUCAAUGCACGCUCAACCCUCACUGUGCAUGAAAGAAUCCACACUGGUGAGAAACCCUAUACUUGUAAUGAGUGUAGGAAAGCAUUCAGUGUGAGGGCACACCUAAUUAUACAUCAGAGAAUCCACAAUGGAGAGAAACCCUAUGAAUGUAAUAAAUGUGGCAGAGCAUUUAGUGUGAGCUCAGACCUCAUCAAACAUCAGAGAAUCCACUCUGGUGAGAAACCUUAUGAGUGUGAUGAGUGUAGGAAAGCCUUCAGCGUGAGCUCAGACCUCAUCAAACAUCAGAGAAUCCACACAGGAGAGAAGCCAUAUGAGUGUAAGGAGUGUGGGAAGGCCUUCUAUGUGAACUCAGCCCUUACUAAUCACCAGAGGAUUCAUUCUGGAGAAAAGCCCUAUAAGUGUGGAGAAUGCAGGAAAGCAUUCAGCCAGAUCUCAACUCUUAUUCUUCAUCAGAGAAUCCAUACUGGAGAGAAACCGUAUGAGUGUGACGAGUGUGGGAAAGCAUUCCGUGGGAACUCUAAUCUUACUAAACACCAGAAAAUACAUGCCAAAGGAAAGUGUCAUCAGUGACUUACAUGGUGAAGAUAUUACAAAGGCCUUUUUUUUUUAAUAUCAGAAGUUGUCACCAAAGGAAUGGUAUGGUAAAAGUUAAUGUUUUAAUUGACACUUUGUUUCUUGGACUAUCAAAGAAGUGAGAAGUCAAUGAAAAAGGACUCCAUCAUCGUAAUGAUUGACUUAAGUCUCUAAGAUCACAUCUACUUCUGAGAAUGCAGUUUUACUACUCAUAAGGAUGGUGGUUUGCAGGCAGAGUCGUCUGGGUGGAGCACACCCUUCUGGGAUCAGCACUGAAGUGAUGCCAUAUCCCACCCAGACCAGCACAACUGUGAUUCCUAAGCAGUAAGUGAUGGUGACUCCUGGCCUUAGAUAAGGAGUCUGUUUCAAAGCAGAGUUUUCCAGAAGAAGUCUAACAAACAAGGGAGAUGUUCAGAAGACUAAGUGGGAACAUCAUCAGGGGCUCCACACUGGACAAGUUCAUGGACUUCUGAAUAAUUUACCCAAGUGAGAGAGGAGCUCCUUUGAGGACGCACAACUUACAUUGCCUCAAGCCAUGGAGAAUAUCACUCCGAUAAAGAGGCCUAAGAUACCUGGGAGAAUUCACCCUGAAGUUCAGUCCUGUCGAUGCUGUGGGCAUGGGAAAUUCUGCAUUCAGCUUGUGCACAAUUUCCAACUUCAACUGUAAUAAAAGAAGCAGCCACUCGUAAAGCGAGUGGAAGUCACCAAACCAAAAGUAUCCCUCCCUCAUAAGACAAACCCUGGUACACCAGCAUCCCUGACCAAGCACCAGCACAUCCAAACUUAAAGCCCUAUAGAUCCUCAACCAGGAACGACCUUCAGUGUAAUCCCAAGUCUCAAUAAACAACAGAGAAGCCAUCCUGAAAAGAGUUUCAUGAGAAUAAAGAAUGUGGCAAAACCUUCAGACACUGGAGUGAUCUUAGACAUCAGAGAACCCUUGGGGAUAUCUUCAGUGUCAGAAGCCUUCUCUGUGAGGUCAAGUCUCAUUGAACAUAAGCAAAUUCAUUUUGGACAGGAACCUUAUCUAUGUCACGAAUGUGGCAAAGCCUUUAAGUUCUCUGAUAGCAUUGCUAAACAUCAGAGAAGCCAUACUGAAGAGAAAACUUAUUGGUGUAAAGAGUAUAAUACUGUAGGAUUCAUUUGUUUCGAGUCUGGUCACCCGCCAAAGAACCCACAAUGCAAAGCACCAUUAUGAAUGUAGUGAGUGGGGGAAGGCCUUCGUUUGGAAGCCAGCACUUAAUUACCAGAAAACCCAUGCUAGAGAGAAACUCCAUAAAUAUUAAAAUGUGGGAAGGCCUUCACUUAAAAGCUCAAUCUUAUACAUUGGAAAAUCCAUACUGGAACAAAACGCUAUGUAUGUAUGACCACUGUGGGGACGCUUUCAGCGUUAGCUCAACUCUUAAAGUGUAGCAAAGAUUCCUUGUGGGGGAAGGCUCUUUAAGGGUAAAUAAUGUAGGAAAGCCUUCAGUCAAAGUUCAUAUCUUAUCAGGAAUUCCCUGGCAGUCCAGUAGGACUCCACACUUUAACUGCCCCCCACCCCCAUCAAAAAGAAAGAAAGAAAAAAAAAGUUCAGAUCUUAUCAAACAUCAGGAUCCACACUGGAGAGAAGCCUUAUGACUGGGACAGGUGUGGGAAAAUCUCUUGAACUCAUCUCUUACUAAACAUCAGAGGAUACACAACAAAAAUGAACCUCAGUAGUCAAAUAUGUGGUAGAGGUAUAACAUAGAACUUUUCAACAUCAAAUGUCACCACUAAGAAAAAACCCAAUUGCAAAAAAUCACUUUAACUGGCAUCAUUUUAUGCAGUUAGACAAGUAUUACCAGAGAGACUUUGUCAGGUCACUUUGGGUAAAGCUGAAUUAAAACAGAUUCCUGUGACAGAUCUCAGUGGAUAUUUAACUGUCUUUGGCACAGUUAGCUUUUCAUUUUCUACAGUAAAUGUAGAGAGAGUAGGGGGAUGUCUUUAAAACUAACCACAACCUUGGAUAAUCCAAAUAUUAUUUAUAACAUUUAUUUUUUGUUUGGAAUUCAUGAUGCUAAUUAAAUACUUUUUCUAAGAA
This is a messenger RNA of Aethalodelphis obliquidens (Pacific white-sided dolphin), 4957 nucleotides long. RefSeq names its product zinc finger with KRAB and SCAN domains 8 (gene ZKSCAN8). The record is from RefSeq and is a predicted model, not a curated record. The transcript is spliced from 9 exons. Gene Ontology annotation, molecular function: RNA polymerase II cis-regulatory region sequence-specific DNA binding; DNA-binding transcription factor activity, RNA polymerase II-specific. Bases 496 to 2895 code for a protein of 799 amino acids. Gene Ontology annotation, biological process: regulation of DNA-templated transcription. NCBI's taxonomy places the organism in Eukaryota, Metazoa, Chordata, Mammalia, Artiodactyla, Delphinidae.